GGGGCGGGCUCGCGACCAAGCGCGGUUGGGACGCCGGCAGGUCCCAAGCUCCCGGCAGCGCACCGCGCGGGGCCGCCGCGGCACAUCCAUCGCGGACCCGGGUCUGGCAGCGCUGCGCUCCGCUCGGAGGGUGCUCGGCGGCAGAGUCCCGCGCCGGGGAGGGGCGAGCGGAGACGCAGCCCCCUCCGCGGGCCGGGACCGGGUAUUGGGGGGAAGGGCGAGCGGCGAGCUGGGGCCAGCGCAGGGCUGUAGGCCCUCUGGGCACACACGCCGCACGCUCUCGGUGGGUUGAGUGGCCUCGGACCUUGCCAAUCAGCAGUGCUGUGCGCCCCGCUGGCUCCAGGACGCGUUGAACGUCAGGAGGAAGCUGCUAGGAUGGGGUCACCAGACGCCUUCUCCCUCUUUCCCCGGAGCCCGCGGGUUGAGCAAUAAGCCAGCCUCAGCCGGACGCUGCUGUCCUAUAAAUAGCGCGCGUGUGCCCGCUUCGCGCUCUCCGGUCUGCGCGAGGAGAGAGAAAGUUGUGCGCAGGAACCCGGGGCGCGAGGCGAGGCAGGAGAGGACCCGCCGCACCAGCCGCCCACACCCUGCGCCCGUCGCCCUGGAGCUGAUCCUGCGAAUUCGCGCUUUCGGUGCUGGGCACCUGGCUAGUCGCCGUCUACCUCUCUACCUCUGAGUGACAACGGGUUUCAGGGAAUAUUUGACCAAGUGAAAGUGGGAGUCGCUGGCGUCCCGGCCGUGGACACAACCUCGCUUUCUUCUCAGUCCGGGAAACAGCUUCUGCCUCUGUAACGCGUCCUUGACGCAAGCCAGACUCGCACAGGACCGACACCCGCACCGCUUGGCACCCGCCGCCCCUGUGGCUUCUCUGUUUUCCUCGCUCCGUGGUUUACCUGGUGGUAUUUGGGUUUGGGUUGAGGAAUGAUUAAUACAUGUUCCUUUGAGGUGUGAAUGUGAGGGUUUGGUGACUUUUAGAUGUCUAGGAACAAGAGUGGGUGCAGGGGCCCCAAGCAGGGCUGAUGCUUGGGCGGAGGAGGGUAGGCUAGGAGGUUCUGCAUGAGCUCCUUAAAGGACAAAGGUAACAGAGCCAGCGCUAGAGCUCGAGGGGAGACUUUGACUUCAGACCACAGAAUCGGUGGAAGUGCGCGCGCCGCCGCCGCCGCCGUUUCUCCCGCGCUGUCCACCUAGCCACUUGCAUCUUCCGGAGCUCCGGGAUCCCGGGGUAGGAGGCGACGCGGGCGAGCAGAAGCGCCAGCCCCUGCGGCUGCCCACGCGGCUCACCAUGGGCCCCGCGCGCCGGGCGCUGGCUACGGUGCCUGCCGUCCUGCUGGUCCUCACGCUGCCGGGGCUGCGCGUCUGGGCGCAGAACGACACGGAGCCCAUCGUGCUGGAGGGCAAGUGUCUGGUGGUGUGCGACUCGAACCCGGCCACAGACUCCAAGGGAUCCUCUUCCUCCCCCCUGGGGAUAUCGGUCCGGGCGGCCAACUCCAAGGUCGCCUUCUCGGCGGUGCGGAGCACCAACCACGAGCCGUCCGAGAUGAGCAACAAGACGCGCAUCAUUUACUUCGACCAGAUCCUAGUAAAUGUGGGUAAUUUUUUCACAUUGGAGUCUGUCUUUGUAGCACCAAGAAAAGGAAUUUACAGUUUCAGUUUUCAUGUAAUUAAAGUCUACCAGAGCCAAACAAUCCAGGUUAACCUGAUGUUAAAUGGAAAACCAGUAAUAUCUGCCUUUGCGGGAGACAAAGACGUUACUCGUGAAGCCGCUACUAAUGGAGUCCUACUCUACUUAGAUAAAGAGGAUAAGGUUUACCUAAAACUGGAGAAAGGUAAUUUGGUUGGAGGCUGGCAGUAUUCCACGUUCUCUGGCUUUCUGGUGUUCCCCCUAUAGAAUUUGAUUUCUCCAUGAUGUUUAUCCAGGUGAGGGGCGGCCCACCACUGAGUUAUCAGAAGAUCAUUUUUUCAUCAUUGGAUUGCUGUCUCUUAUUGGUUUCUCGUGGGUGAAUAUGGAUUCUCUUUAAGGAUGCUAGACCUAUCUGAACCAAUACAAAGUUUCACAGAUUAUUUGUGUGUGUGUGUUUCAGUAUAUUUGGAUUGAGACUCAAAGCAGAUAAUGCCUAUCUAUGCUUAUAUGUAACAGUCAAAAGCUAUCUGAAAGGUUUAUUCUGAAUUUAUUUUCCUGGGAUUACUGAAUUCAUUGCAGAUGUGGAAUUUUAUUUAUUUUUGAAAGACUGGCAACCUGUUCUAAGAAUUAGGAAACUCUACAAUUUCAACUUCAGUCAACGGUUAGUGUGAUACUGCCAAAGAACUGUAUACUGUGUUGAUAUAUUGAUUACACUUGUUUUGAUUCCUUUGGAAUUAGUUUGUUUUGUUAUGUUAAGAUAACUGGGAAUUGUUUUUCAGUGACUGGCAUUGUGUUUUACCUACAAAUAAGGUAAUGAAUGGCUUGCCCACAAAUUUACCUUGACUAUGAGAUCAUCAAAAAAAAAAAAAAAGAAUUCUUCAUAGUUGUAUUUUAAUUAUAUAUGUGAAAGAGUCAUAUUUUCCAAAUUAUAUUUUCUAAUAGGAAGAAUAGAUCAUAAAUCUGACAAGGAAAAAGUUGCUUACCCGAAUUCUAAAUACUCAAUCCCUAAACCUCAGCAAAACAGCGUCCUUCCGAAGGAAAUCUUAUACAUUAUUGCUCAACUUUAAUUAACAUGAUUGAUAAUAACCACUUUAUUAAAAACCUGAGGGUGUUUUUUCCCUUAGACAUGGCCACUUUAUUAGCUGGUGGUGGGAUACUCUUGUUUUUAAUUAUACCUAUUUUUCAAACCUUGUGUUGUAUUUGAAGUAUUAUCUGGUUUUGCCUUAACUCCUUGAAUUGUAUAUAUUUAUCUGUUUAGUUAAUAUUUAAGUCAAAUAUCCCAUAUCUAAAUUUAGUGCAAGAUUUUAUUUUGUCUUUUGUAUAGAUUAUAUGAAUUCAUAAAAUUAUUUAUGUCUCUGUUACAGAAUAAAGGUUAUUAUAUGUUAGUUGAA
Molecule: messenger RNA, 3009 nt
Organism: Carlito syrichta (Philippine tarsier)
Lineage: Eukaryota; Metazoa; Chordata; Mammalia; Primates; Tarsiidae
Gene: CBLN4
Product: cerebellin 4 precursor
Exons: 3
Coding region: 1280-1885 (201 amino acids)
Molecular function (GO): protein binding
Source: RefSeq, a predicted model, not a curated record